UCUGUCUAAAGCCUAUAUACACGUAUACAACAACGUACGCGCACGUUAAAGUGGCUGCACACAGUUUACAAAACCGAUAUUACUCCCACGCGUGUAAAGGGCGAACGAGAAUACUCUGGGACGUCUUUGAAGUUUUUCGUUCCCAUCCCCGGCCCUCCGACAAGUGUUCACGUCGUUGACGAGCGUGUGUAUCGAAACAAAAACACAACAACAACAACAACAAACAAAAUUAAAACACUUGACUUUUGUCCCGCGGACGCCCAAUCUGCCGUUUUUCAGAACGGCGUCGGAAACGGACCCGAGACGCGCGCUGCUCGCGACGGAAUCACGUUGUUAUUGGUCUACGCGAAACGGGAUGGGGGGGACAAGGGUGGCCUCGGGUCUCUCCCCGGGCCUUACACGGAAGUUUCAACGAGCGGAACGAUAUGACGUACAAUAGUUUCAUUGUACUACGGAGUGUAUUUUGAUUAUUGCCGACUUUUUCUGGCCGCGGACAAAUUGUCCACCGGAAAUGGUUGUUACUCCGAUCAGAAAAUAAGUCAACCGGUGCUGCUUACAGACACAAAAUCAACCAAAACCCCUAUCGGGUGCCCUCUGCCUUUCGGCCUCCCACUUGUUCCGUUUUAUUUAUAGUUUUGCGCGUUUUUUUUGUUUUUUGUUUCGCGCAACAAGUAUUGAUAACGGUUUUUUUUUUUUGUUUUGUUCGGACAGGCCGCGAUACUGCAGCACACCGCCGACUACAUAUACCAGUUGGAACAAGAGAAGACCAGACUGCUGUCGCAAAACUGCCAGCUGAAACGGCUGGUGAGCAAACAGGAGGGCGAUCUGUUAAACACGGCCAACAUGCACAAGAAACGUAAAGUGGACGACCCCGCCGGUAAGACUGAUCGUAUCUUUAUUAUCACCCCCCCUCCCCCCCCGGAGAUAUUGCAACGGGUGUUGUAAUAUUCGUGGGACACUCGCGUGUAUUCGUCUCCCUUGUCCGCACGCGGUUAGAAUCGUGUAUUCAAUUUUCGUCCAACGGGCGAUCAUCUCGGCAUUUUUAUCCGGGUAAAAAUAAUUUGUUUCAUUUCCCCACCAAAAACAACCGUAUCCUCGCCGUUGUUUGGAUUCGUUUCCCCGUAUAAUUUUCGUCGUCGCUCGGAGCUGACCGCCGCCGCCGCCGCCGUUUUAACAAUACCGUUUGUUAGCCCCGCGGCCGUUAACGUCGCCGGUGGGUGGGGGGGGGNGGGGGGGGGGGGGGGGGGGGGGGGUGCGACGGCGGUAAGGAAACAACACCUGCACGGUAAUUUUUCCCCCUCCGUCCCCGUUCCGCCGACGUUGAAAUCGCGCAAUGUGUGCGCGCGACGCGUUUCGCGAACGUCGUGUCCCGCACGCUUUGGCCGCGUGGGAUCCGCUCCCUUUGUUGCGUGCGCCAUCGCGCGUUUGAUAACAUUUCAUUAUUUCUCUGUAUUUGUUACGACGCGCGCGCGAUAAUGUAAAACAUGUGCACUUACGACGGGGAGAAAGGACCGCGAGAGACGCGCGACUGCUAGAGGCCAUCCGAUAGCCGGGUGUUUUUUUAUUAUUAUUAUUCCCGCCUCCGGGAAUUGUUUGUCGUGUUCGCGCCCGGUCUCGCCGGGUGAAAUACGAACGGGGGAGAGGGGGGGAAACGCGUCGCUUACCCGCGUGCGUGUUAUUCCUCGGCGAUUUUCGAACGUCGUCGCGACGACGAAUUCCGGGGAAUAUUCGCGAUCGGCCGGUGCGCCGCGCAGACUACACGCGCAGCACUUGCUCUCAUAGUUUCCGAGUAAAAGCGCCCGUUGUGCACUUUGAAAAAGAGAACACGAUGUUCCGGAUGCGGCGGGACGUUACGGUUUUUUUUUCUCUUAAGUUUUAAGAAAUUUAAAAAAAAAAAAUCCGUUGAAAAAGUCGUGUUGUUUAUAAACGGUAAAUCGACCUGUUAUUAUAUUAGGAGAAAAAAACAACACGACCGGUCCUUUCCGCCGGAGGAAUAUCGUUCUCUUUUUAAUAGGUUACUGUAAAACUCAAAAACCAAGCGAGUUCUGUGUAGCCGUCUGCGUGUGUAAACACGUUUUUUUAUCACUAUGGUCGUGCGUUCGCAAGGCGGAAAACGACGAUUGACGCACGCGUACCGCGUAUCCCGUCCUCUUAAUCAUGCGAUAAACUCGACGAUUCGGCGGUUUUUGUGGGCGAGCAUUUUUUCCCCGGUCGAUUAUUUUCGUUUGGAACAGUGAAAAAAAUAAAAUAAAAUGUGCUAUUAUAUUUCAUAAAAAAAAAAAAAUGGGUUUUUAUCGUUUUAAAAUUCACUAAUUCCUAAUCACUACUCGUUCCAAACUCUGUGUCCUAUUUAUAAGCGCCGUCCUAAAUUAAUUAUGUUUAUGUUUUUUUUUUCGAUUUCGGGAUUAUCGGUACGGUGCGGCGGUAGAUCGCGGCACGGCAUCACCGCGUCCUUCAAAAGUACAAUCAAGUGGUCGCGCAAACCAAUGUUUCGCUCGUAGUAAUGUCGAAAUAUUAAAAACUAGACGCGACCGUCACCUAUAUUGGUUCGACUGCGAUUUCGGGGUGGGUUUUUUUUUUUUAUAUUGCGACAUUAUACAAAUUUAUCCGUACGACUUUUAUGUUUCGACAUCGCCGCCAAUAUUAUAACGAUUGCUUCAUAAUUCGUCCGGCCUUUGUGUUCCGCUUUGUAAAAGUCUAUGGCGAAAAUAAUAUUAUUCCGUCGUUGUAUGUAUUGUAUUAUUCGUCUCGAUGUGGCGUGUACCGUUUAUCCGUUUACCGUAGCGCGGAGCGAUCGCGCCGUGUAAACGGCUGCUCUGAAUCGAUUUUUCGAAUUCGCGUCCAAACCGCUCGCGUACCGAUUACGCCGCAUCCUCCGAGAUGUCCUUGGUCUUUGCCGACCACGUGUUCCAUCGAUUUUCCGUCUGUUGAACGCUGUUGCAGUUUGUUGUCGAUAUUUUACUCGCCGUACCUGGCGGUAUGUGAUAUUAUAAAGAAAAUAUUCGAAACCGAACGGUUUUGCGGGAAAUUGAGAAAAUGUAAGUUUCGACGUUACAUCGGGGAAGGAAGGGGCAGGGAACAAAUACCGAAAAUCUCGAUGUACGCGUUUAUACGUACCCUUUAAACUAGUCAAUUCCCGAGUACUCGAGACUCGUCGAUAACAACAAACCCCCCCUCCCCCUUCGAAAAUGCCUAUACAAUUUGUAAUUUUUCCGAAAUAUUUAUCGUUCGUUAUUCAAGUACCCGAGUCCUGAAGUAUCGUCCCUGUUAUUAUUAUCGCCGUAUUAAUCACUCGACACGUGAUCGUCUGUAAGAACCGAUAGAUGUCACAACGUACGUUUUUGUUUCUUAAAAUUCGAUUGUUCUUCGUCAUAAUAUAAUUCGAAUGGAGAAAUCGUAUGUUAACUCCGACAAUAAUUUAAAUGUUUAUGCGCCCAUCAUAUUUUUAUGUGUGCCGACUGUUCAUCGACUGCAGUAACGCAAUACGGUUUUAUGUGUUUGUAGGUUUAGACGACGGUGGACUAAUGAUCGACGAGGUAACCGAAUUAAGAGCGCAUUUAGAACGAGAGCAGAGUCUGCGCGUCGAUCUAGAAGUGCAAUUGAAAGAGUAUGCGGCCCGUUUGGGAGAAACGUUUGUCGAGAUAAAAUCCAGGGAGAACACCCAGACGACAAUUCAAUACCACAACAACGCAAACACAGUAAGUAAACUAGUGAAGUGUAUUAAUUUAUCGAUUGACUUGAAACACGCACGUACCGUAUUUGAAACAAUAUUUUUAUAUCUGUUUCAGUGUGUGGUCGGUGAAGAAGCUGGUAUGGAAAUAAUUGAAGUGAACGAAUCUGAUAAUCUGGUCGUUCAACGCGAACCAGAUGAAGAAAACGUGCUGAUCAAGACUGAAAUCAAUGAACCUGUUGAUGAUCGGCUGAAAGAAGCCGAAGAACCUGUUCCGCAGCAACAGCAAGUCCUGCCGUCUGCUCGUGUUUACCUCACCAGUACCUCCAGACAAAAUUUGGAAACUAUCGUCGAGGCGAUUAGACACCUAGAGGGAGAUCACCUUUUUGGUGAUGACCACCAGGAAGCACCUCUUGCGCUAACCAAACACACAGCGACCACCAAUCAAAAAUUGCUUAAAGUAAAUUUAUAAACAAACAAAAAAAAAAAAAAUAUAGAAAUAAUAUGAUCAUAUAUGAUUACAUUUCUCUUUUUAUAGGUGGAAAUGAAUCCAUUUCUCCAGUUCCAUAGUGGUUCCCAGACUUCUCCAGUUACAACUGUUGUCACAUCAAACAGUCCUGUACGACCUUCUAGACCUGGUGUUAUUGUUGGUAAACAAGCAUCAUGACUUUGUUAGAAAAAAAAAAAAAAAAAAAAAGAGAUAAAUUUAUGUUACACCACCAACCCCUUGGAUUUUUAUUAUAUUCUCAUGAAAGUCUGAAACUUCAACUCGUAUAAGAACGUUCUGUUUCAGAUUUUAUUUUCCGUUAUAUGUUAUAUAUAAUUAAUAAUUAUACUCAAUUGGAAAUAACGACUGUUAAUAUAUAAUGCAUGUAUAAAUUAUAGUAAUAAUAAAAUAUUAUAGUUCUCAAAAUGCCACAAAUGAGAUAUAGUUUAUAAAACAAAUACUAUUAAAGGCUUCUUAAAAAUAAUAUUGUCAUUUUAAUGUUUCUGCGUAUAUUGUACGUUAAAUUUAAACUAUGAUAUAGCUUAAUUACUAUGUUUACCUAUCUUAUCUACCUUAUUUACUUUAAAAUUUACAAUGUUUAAAGAUUUUUACUACCGAUUGUGUUUCCUUAAGUUAUUUUUUCUUUUUGUGUUAUUUGUACAUAAUCUUUUUGUUAAAACUCAAUGUUUUAUUGUCUUUCUUUUCGCAAUAUAUUGUUAUAUUUAUAACUCGACUAUUUGCAAUAUAGAAGUAUACGCAUUAAUAGUAAUAGAAGUUUUUUUUUUUUUUUUUUUUACCAUUGUUAUUUAAAUAUUAUUUAUUAAUAUUUAAAAAGUAAUGUAUAGAAUUAGUAUUGUAUAGGAUUUUUCAAAAUUAUUAUUAUUAUUUUUUAGAAUAUAGUUUUUGUGUUAUUUAUUGUCUUUAUAAUAUCAUAGAACGACAUUUUUUUGAUUAUUUGUGUACAAAAAAAAGUUGGUGCUAUUGAUUUUGGGUUUUUGUUUAUAUAAUAUUUUUUUUUUUUUUUUAUACUUAUUAAUAUAACUAAAUUUACGUGGAUUAGGCGAUAAUGUUAUGUGGCGUCCUUGGUGUGAUGACAGUAUGUAUGUUCCUCGGUUUACUUAUGUUUUCAAUGUAGAUAGUGGAAUUAUUGUUUUCUAUAGGCCAAGUUAUGAAAAAUUAGCCAAGUUUUUACCGUUGUUUACUGUUUAUCUUCUCAUUAGGGAUAAAAUAAUUUUGUUAUAAUCUUGUCCAGUAUUCUUAAUUUGUUAUAUUUAAACAUUUAAAAAAAAAAAAAAUAAUAAAAAAAAAAAAAAAUAAAAAAAAAUAAAAAAAAAAUUAUAAUAAAUAAUUUUAAAAAAUUAGUGUAUUUAUUAUAUUUGUAUACACAUUUAAUAUUUAAUUAUAUAAAUUUAAAAGAUAACACGGAGGAAGUGUUUUUUUUUUCACUUUUUUAGUAUAAUAAUAUUAAUAAAUAUAAUUAAUCACAAUUAAUUAUUAUUAUAAAUUUAAUCAAUUAUUAUUUUGUAUAGAAGGAAGAGAUUUGGAGCGAAAAAAUAUGUAUAAUUAACCAUAAUAUGUUGUACGCCAUUAUCGUUUUUUAUUAAUAUUAUAAGAUUAUUGGGAAUUGGAGACUGAUAAAAUCAAUUCUUUUUGAGUUUGAAACUCAUUUAAAGCAAAGUUAAAUUAAAAAAAUUAAACUAAUCCUAUAUUAAACAAAUUGAACCUAUAAUAUUAAAUUGUGUGCUCUGUUGAAUAAAAAAAUUAUUUAAUUGUGUAAAAACUAGAACUUAACCUAAAUUCACCAGUUAAUAAUAUUUAAGAAUAGUCAAUUUAAAAAUUAGCACGACAAUAAUGAAAUUGUUCCCUUCAUCGUUUGUUUUAAUUAGAUAUUUUCGUCUUUAAUCUAUUCAUACACAUUUGAUUAAAUGAUCGUUAUUUUUUUUUUAAACUAAUUUUAGAAAAAUUAUAAUAAUUAUUUAUUUUAACAUUUUUUUUUUUUUCUUCUACUAAUGAAAAUUGUCUGUACUACAAUUAUCCAAUUUUUUUUAUAAAUAAAUAUUUGUGUAUUAUGUAUAUUUAUAUUAUAUUGAUAUAAUAAUGUAUCUAUACAACAGAUUACUGUACAUAAUUGUCAACUUAAAUAAUUAUUAUUAUAUAAAUAUCAUUUAUUCGCUUUUAGAUUAAUCGCCCCGUUGUUGUUUGCAUUCUUCCCACACGAUGAUGACAGUUUGCUGCUCAGAUCUCUGGCCCGCAUUCUUUCAACAUAGCGAUUAUGAAUUCGUUUCAUUUCCAAUAUUUCUUUCAUUUGCUCCUUGUCUUCAUCCUUUGCAUAUAAAACAAUUUUUUUUUUUUUUUAAUUUAUAUAAUAUUGCCCGUAUAUGACUUAUUAGUAAUUAUUGUUAUUAUUGUACGCUGACAUUAAUAGCGACCAAUCUAUCCAAUCUUACUACUACUAAAUACUACCACAACAAAUACAUAAUGAUUACUACUAAUAUUAUAAAUUUAUUUUUAUUAAUCGAAGUAUCUCUUGUAAACUGUAUAGCGUAGUAACAAACUGUGUGUUGUUUGUGCAUACCAAAAAAAAAAUCCAACUGCUGUAAUUUAUUAUUUAUAUUUGUUUAUGUAUUUGUGUUUAUAUACUCUUUACUCAGUGUUUUGUACUACUAUUUUAUUAUUAUUAUUAUUAUUAUUAUUAUUAUUAUUAUUAUUAUUAUUAAUAUUAUUAUUAUUAUUAUUUUUGUUUUAUUUUCGAUCUCGUGACUGUUACAAUACAGUUUAUAAUAUUUAAUAAGUUCCAUCUAUUUAUUAAUUUAUUUAUUUUUUUUUGUUUUCUUUUUAUACUCGUCAUACAUUUGUUUAUUUUUUUUUUUUUAAUAUCAAAUGUUUGAUAUCAGACUCAAAUGAUGGGUAUAAUAUAUUAUGUCAUGUGUACCAUCUAUAUGUGUAUAAUAUUAUAAUAAUAUGAU
Molecule: messenger RNA, 7123 nt
Organism: Cinara cedri
Lineage: Eukaryota; Metazoa; Arthropoda; Insecta; Hemiptera; Aphididae
Source: the annotation of a GenBank genome assembly